AUGCCCAAGCCAGGGAGUGAAGAUUUAUACCAGCCCGGUUCCAUCCACCUCACUUUCGUCCCAGGAAUUUCUCCCGACUGUCAUUACAGGCCUCACCAAGGAAAUGGUUUCCACGAGACAGAAUCGUUCGGGCCGGUUGUCGGCAUUGUAACGGUUGAGUCUGAAGCCCAGAUCAUUGAGAUCGCUGAGCAGGCCAAUUAUGGGCUACCAGCCUCUAUCAUCUCCAGCAACCACUAUCGCGCCCUCAAGUUGUCCGAGUCUAUCAAGGCUUGA
Molecule: messenger RNA, 273 nt
Organism: Penicillium samsonianum
Lineage: Eukaryota; Fungi; Ascomycota; Eurotiomycetes; Eurotiales; Aspergillaceae
Product: Aldehyde dehydrogenase N-terminal
Exons: 1
Coding region: 1-273 (90 amino acids)
Molecular function (GO): oxidoreductase activity, acting on the aldehyde or oxo group of donors, NAD or NADP as acceptor
Source: RefSeq, a predicted model, not a curated record